Mycosarcoma maydis (corn smut) is the source of this 2022-nucleotide messenger RNA. Its product is annotated as mRNA-binding ribosome synthesis protein NOP7. The record is from RefSeq and is a predicted model, not a curated record. Lineage: Eukaryota; Fungi; Basidiomycota; Ustilaginomycetes; Ustilaginales. Gene Ontology annotation, cellular component: PeBoW complex; nucleolus. Gene Ontology annotation, biological process: ribosome biogenesis; maturation of LSU-rRNA from tricistronic rRNA transcript (SSU-rRNA, 5.8S rRNA, LSU-rRNA). Bases 1 to 2022 code for a protein of 673 amino acids. The transcript is spliced from 2 exons. Gene Ontology annotation, molecular function: RNA binding.
AUGGCCAAGAUGAAACAGAAAGGAAAGUCGGGCGCGGCAAAAAACUACAUUACGCGUAACCAGGCUAUCAAGAAGCUCCAGGUUACGCUCGCCGACUUCCGCCGUCUCUGUAUUCUCAAGGGUAUCUUCCCACGUCAACCCAAGAGCGUUCGUAAGGCCAACAAGGGUUCCACCGCUCCCACCACCUUUUUCUUCGCCAAGGAUAUUGCAUACUUACAACAUGAGCCUGUGCUUCAGUCGUUGCGCGAGCACAAGACUUUUGCCAAGAAGCUUUCGCGUGCAAUUGGCCGUAGAGAAUGGGCCGCCGCCAAGAACCUCGACGAGAGCAAGCCUACGUACCGCCUGGACCACAUCAUCAAAGAGCGCUACCCGACAUUCCGAGACUCGCUCAAAGACAUUGAUGAUGCGCUCUCCUUGCUGACACUCUUCGCCAAUCUGCCAGCCACGGACAAGGUGUCCGCCGACGUGAUCGCCACUUGCUCGCGCCUGUGUGCCGAGUGGCAGCUAUACGUGAUGAAGACCAAGGCGCUCAAGAAGGUCUUCCUCAGCAUCAAAGGCAUCUACUUCCAGGCCGAAGUCCAUGGUGAGACCAUCACUUGGCUCGUACCCUACCUUUUUACCCAGCACAUUCCUUCGGACAUUGACUUCCGCAUCAUGUACACCUUCCUCGAGCUUUACCAGACCCUUCUCGGAUUUGUGCUUUUCAAGCUUUAUACCGAUGAGAACCUCGUCUACCCGCCCAGGUUCGACGCGGCCAAAGACGAGCAGGCUGCUGGCUUUGGCGCUCUCAGUCUCGAUUCAGCCAGCGCUGCAGUGUUGCGCGGCGAGAAUACGUCGGUCUCGGCAGCCAGCCGCGACGCUGCUACAGCUGCUUCGUCGUCUUCGGCUGUCAUCACCGCCUCAGGCAAGAAGGUAUCGGCCAAGGAUGUCAAGAAGCAGAUUAAGGCCAUCUCCAAGUCGGGCAACAUUGUUCCCAACGCCGACGAGGAUGGCGAGGCGGAUGACGUGCCAUCAGCAGCGGUGGAGGAAGAGGACAAGUUUGUUGAGCAGCCUUCGAAAUCGACCGAAGAGCAGGAAUCAGCAGGCCACCUAACGACGUUUGACGAGAUUCAGGCGGCUUCGGCAGCAAGCGAAGGCGCAGCUCAUGGAUUGUUCACACCGUACGUUUUCUACAUCUCGCGAGAGUGCCCACGCGCUGUGAUCGAGUUCGUUCUGCGAUCUUUCGGCGCAUUGCCAGGGCGCAUCGGAUGGGACAUGGUGGCUGGUGCAGGCAGUGCGUUGGACGAGGACGACGCUAGGAUCACACAUCACAUCAUCGACCGACCAGUGCCGGCAGGCGGCAUGAAGAGGUAUGCGGGCAAGCGCGUGUUUGUGCAGCCUCAGUACAUUGUCGACUGCGCCAAUGCGAGGAAGCUGCUCCCAGCUGGAGCGUACGGACCUGGUCAGACGCUGCCACCACACUUGAGUCCCUUCGUCGACGAUGCCGAGGUGGCUCGUCGCGGUGGCUACGUGCCUGAAGAGGCGAGGGAGCAGCUGGGUCUGGAUGCAGACGCUGCUGCAGUUGCCUCAGACGACGAAGAAGACUCGGACGAGGAGCUGGAAGCGGACGAAGAUGCGGAAGAGGAGGACGAGGAUGAGAACGAGGAGAUCAAGAAAACCACUUUGCGCCCAGCACUCUCAGCGUUGCUUGCCGACCCUAGUGACAGCGGCCAAGCUGGUCUUUUGGAUGCGGCUGAGCUCGAGGCCGAAGCUGCAGGAGGUGAAGAUGCACUGGAAGACAUGCGUCGCAAACACACGGCCGCUCUCAAGGAGCCAAGAAGACGACAAGGCGUCGACGGCGCACCCAAGCGCAAGACGGAAGAGCAAGAGGCCAAGGAAAUGUCUAAGAUGAUGAUGAGCAACCGACAGCGCAAGCUGUACGAGAAGCUCAGCUAUUCGUCCGGCAAGCGCGCCGAAGAGACGGCCAAGUUGCAGCAGAAGAAGAAGGCGCUCAACAAGAAAGCUGUCAAGGGCAGAAGGUGA